This is a messenger RNA of Lepisosteus oculatus (spotted gar), 1605 nucleotides long. RefSeq lists its product as uncharacterized. Gene Ontology annotation, cellular component: membrane. Lineage: Eukaryota; Metazoa; Chordata; Actinopteri; Semionotiformes; Lepisosteidae. Gene Ontology annotation, molecular function: oxidoreductase activity, acting on the CH-CH group of donors. The record is from RefSeq and is a predicted model, not a curated record. Gene Ontology annotation, biological process: lipid metabolic process.
CCCGCCUUUCGUAACAGUCCACUGUUAUGAAAUACAUUGGUAUUGUCACGCGUCUCGUCUGAAAGUUGUCCGGAUUGUGGCAAACGGUGGGCACAGCCGUAACAGGGAGGAAUAAUGUGGGGUACCGUUAUGGGAAACGCCGUGGUCAAAACUGCCGCCAUCGAUCUGGCUAUACAAUGGUCUUGCUGGGCAGUAUCCGCUGUCUUCAAAUCCGAGAAGAUCUACGACCUAGCUGGUACGGGAUCCUUCAUCCUGCUCACCCACCUGAGCCGCCGGUGGGGAGGGCACAGCUACACGCGUCAGACCGUGCAUGGCUGGCUGGUGACGGCGUGGGGGCUCCGGCUGGGCACAUUCCUGUUCUUGCGAAUGAUGGCUGCUGGCCAGGAUCGGCGCUUUAACAACAUCAGAGACAGACCAGGGGUUUUCUGGUUCUACUGGACCAUGCAAGGGGUGUGGGUGUUCACGACUCUCCUUCCCACCGUUAUCCUAAACACGGAGCGCCGGAACCCACCCCUGGGCUUCCGAGACUACCUGGGCUGGGCCCUGUGGGGAGUGGGCUUUCUCAUGGAGGCCAUUGCAGACCAGCAGAAGUGGAACUUCAGACGGGACCCCGAUAAUGCUGGGAAGUUCAUCCGGCAUGGGCUGUGGGCCUACAGCAGGCAUCCCAACUACGUGGGAGAGAUCAUGCAGUGGGCGGGCCUGUUCAUCUCUGCCUCUUCUGUGAUGCAGGGCACCCAGUACCUUACCGUCACCUCGCCCCUCAUCCUCUGGUUCCUCAUUCGCUACCUCAGUGGAGUCCCCCCCUUGGAGGAAUAUGCACUUAAAAAGUGGGGUGCGGACCCUCAGUACCAGAAAUAUGUCAAGGAUACUCCUGUUUUCUGGCCCUUCUGGAAAUAACAGGUCAAUGCAGACUCUAGCUUUGGCUGCAAUGGGUGCAGGGGAAAUAUUAAACAUUACAGAACACACUUCGAAACUUCAGUUUCUUACAUACUAAAUGAACUGUAGCAGGUGCUUAUGCAGAUACCAAACUGAAAAUAUUACCACUUGGUGAAAAUGUUACUGGUUGGGGGUUUCUGCUUCAUUUGAUAAGUUUUUAUAUAAAGGAAGAGGAUCUGAAAAUAAUGUAGAAUUAAGUUGGAUACUAAACCUCAGUAAAACACUGUAAUAAGGGUGUUCCACUCUCACAAGCAAUAUUUUCAUUGACUUAUUUUUACAGUACUAUAAUGUACAAUAUAAAAAUGAAAUCAGAGGUAACACCUUGGCAUUUAGUGCAUUUCAAACCAGCCCUCUAACGUUAUCAAGUUAAAAUACCUUGUAUUUCACAUAUAAUCCAAUUUCACAGUAGGUUAAGGAUUUCCUCUUCAGAAAUGAAAUACUGUACUUAGCACAGAAUACCACUGGUCCAAGGUGCAUUCUAGGCUUUGGCACUAACAGAUGUACUGCAUUGCUUGAUAACAGAUGAGCUGUGACUUUUCAUUCUAACACAGAUCUCCAUUUUAGAAAUAAUCCUUUAUGUAGCAGUCUGAGAAAACGUAGACUAUAAUUAAUGGGUGGGGGUUCAUCAAAGUUUUGAUAUUUGCUAAUAAAAACCCUGGUAUGAAACAC